Molecule: messenger RNA, 393 nt
Organism: Culex quinquefasciatus (southern house mosquito)
Lineage: Eukaryota; Metazoa; Arthropoda; Insecta; Diptera; Culicidae
Exons: 3
Coding region: 43-393 (116 amino acids)
Source: RefSeq, a predicted model, not a curated record
CUGAUCGAGCAGUCACUCUUUUUGUUCAUAUAGUGCAACAGAAUGUUGAUUAAUUUGGCUGAGCUUAAUGAAAAGUUGAGGGAGUAUCGCACGAUUUUGACACGGCUUAAAAAUGAACAGGAACAAUACAGAAGCAAGCGGGAAAGAUUGAGUAAACUUAGUCAACGCAGACGACCGGAUGUUAAAAAGUCAGAUGCUGAAUGCUACAUUUGUAAUGGCAACAUAGACGAAGGAACAACUCAAGUUUCGCAACUUGUCGAGGUUGUGAACGUCUUGUUUGCAGAAAUGAUGACAACAAAUGCUGCGAAUGGAUAUCAGCGAUCGGUAUCUGGGAGUGUCGAAAUUGUCAUUCUAGUCGAGCAAUCCAGCAGAAAGCAGGAGAAUGGUUGUUAA